AUGACCAUGAAGAGAGGUAGAGAAGAGGGAGAGGUAGACAUUGCAAAAUGCUUGAUGCUACUUUCUAAAGUUGGCAAAGCUGAUCAUGAGCUACUAACUACUUAUAAAUCAGCAGCAGCAGCAGCAGCAGCAACGGCCGGGGCUGGCCGCUUAUUUUCAUGCAAAACAUGUAACAAGAAUUUCCCUUCGUUUCAAGCAUUAGGAGGGCACCGUGCAAGUCACAAGAAACCAAAACUUAUGGGAUCAGCUGGGAACUUGUUGAAGUUGCCCAAUUCGCCUCCAAAGCCAAAAAAUCACAAGUGCUCCAUUUGCGGCCUUGAGUUUCCUAUUGGGCAAGCGCUUGGAGGUCAUAUGAGGAGGCAUAGGGCUAAUAAUAUCGAUACCACCACUGGUAGUACUGAUCAUCAUGAAUUGGCUGUGACUAAUCCGCCUUUAUUCGUACCUUAUGACGUCCCAGUUUUGAAGAAAUCGAAUAGUAGCAAGAGAGUUCUGUGCUUGGAUUUGAGCUUGGCAUUGCCUAUGGAUCAGGAUGAGCCGCAGUUCCCGUUCAAAUGUUUUAUCUAG
Dovyalis caffra is the source of this 564-nucleotide messenger RNA. The record is from the annotation of a GenBank genome assembly. Lineage: Eukaryota; Viridiplantae; Streptophyta; Magnoliopsida; Malpighiales; Salicaceae.